AUGCAUGGGGCUGACUAUGCAGCUGAAGCGGCUGAACGGGUCAAAGUCAUCCAAGCAGAGGCCGAGGAGCUGUUGUCAGAGAUCAAUCGCGAGACAGAGAUUAAAAGGCAGCAGAUUGAGGACGAACAGUUGGAGCUCCAGUCGGGUCAUGCAGCCAAGAUACAAGAGCUCCAACUUGAGAUACGUGCUGUUAGAGAUGAUGCUGACGAACGAAUCCACAAGAUUGAACAAGAGAUGUUGGUGCACCAGAGUUCCAUCGAAGAUGAAGUUCUGCAAAAAUCGGCCGAGCGCUCUGAAGCCUUGAAAGCAAUUCGAGAAGAAGCACAUGAGAUGUCAUCGCUCGCAGAUGAGGAAUACCAGAAAUCUCUCGAUCAGGAAGUGGAGGCUCAUGAACGAGCUCGGAAGGAAAUGAUGGACCUCGAGGAUGAGAGGUCAAGGAAGGUCGAAGAGAUCGAGCAAAGCUGUCAGCUAUGGAUCACAGCCUUCAACCAGAGGCUUGAGCAGACGCAAGCAGAUUUGGCUUCUCGCGUCGAGCACUUGGUUGGUGAAGCAAGAGCUGCGCGGCUUCGAUUGCAUCAGGACCGCCAGCUGAGAGACCAGCAGUGGGAGGAGGAGCUGUUUCGACUCAGGCAAGAGGCACUCAAAGAGCGCUUUGAGGCAGCAAGCAGCUUGGACUCGGCACGGCUGAAACGGAAGGAGCUGGAAGACAUCGCCAGGGAGAAGAGCUUGGAAGGGACAGAAGAAUGCCAGAAAGUGAGACAAAAACACAUAGCAGUUCUGCGGAAGAUUGCUGAUGAGCUUGACAACAUCCGAAGGAACAUCGGACUGCAAGCACGAGACCCGAUGUUGGUGCAAAGCCUGAAGGAAUUGGCUGUGAAGAUUCGACAAGGGCAGAUGAAGCAGCCACCACCUAGGAUCCAAGAGAUGACAUGA
Messenger RNA from Durusdinium trenchii, 933 nucleotides. The record is from the annotation of a GenBank genome assembly. Lineage: Eukaryota; Dinophyceae; Suessiales; Symbiodiniaceae.